Messenger RNA from Arabis nemorensis, 1506 nucleotides. The record is from the annotation of a GenBank genome assembly. Lineage: Eukaryota; Viridiplantae; Streptophyta; Magnoliopsida; Brassicales; Brassicaceae.
AUGUCUAUUUUCCUUUGUUUCCUGAUCUUUCUCUUCCCUCUCUCUUUAUUAUUCUUUAAAGAGCUUUCAUCAUCGAAAGGGAAGCUUCCUCCAGGACCAAUGGGUCUUCCGAUCAUAGGAAACUUACACCAGUUAGGAAGAUUUCUUCAUAGAUCUCUUCACAAACUCUCCUUAGAACAUGGACCAGUCAUGCUUCUCCAUUUCGGGGUCGUCCCUGUGGUCGUGCUCUCCUCUAAAGAAGCAGCUAAAGAAGUUCUAAAGACUCAUGACCUAGAGACUUGCACCCGACCUAAGAUGGUCGCGACCGGGUUGUUUACUUACAAUUUCAAAGACAUUGGUUUCACUCAGUAUGGCGAGGACUGGCGAGAGAUGAAAAAGCUCGUGGGGCUCGAGCUCUUUAGUCCUAAAAAACAAAAGUCUUUCAAGUGUAUCAGAGCGGAAGAGAGUGACAUGCUGCUCAAGAAAUUAUCAGAAUCUGCUCAAACACAAACCUUGGUGGAUUUGGAUAAAGCCCUUUUCUCCUUCACCGGAGGUAUCAUAUUUAGGCUCGCCUUUGGACAGAACUUCCGCGACUGCGAUUUCAUCGAUAUGGAGAGAGUCGAAGAGCUCGUGGUAGAGUCAGAGAGCAACGUAGGCACCUUGGCAUUUACUGACUUCUUCCCCACGGGUCUCGGAUGGCUUAUGGACCGGAUCUCUGGUCAGCACUCGAGGAUGAUAAAAGUCUUUACCAAACUUUCAAAUUUCUUUCAACAUGUGAUUGAUGAUCAUUUGAAGACAGAACAACACCAAGAUCACUCAGACCUAGUUAGUGCCAUGUUGGAUAUGAUCAAUAAACCCACCAAAUACGGUUCUUUCAAAAUCACUUCGGAUCAUCUCAAAGGAGUCAUGUCAGAUGUGUUUUUGGCGGGAGUGAACGCGGGAGUUAUCACUAUGAUAUGGACGAUGACAGAGCUAAUUAGACAUCCGAGAGUGAUGAAGAAACUCCAAGAAGAGAUUCGAGCAACACUCGGACCCAACAAAGAGAAAAUCACAGAAGAAGAUCUAGACAGAAUUGAGUACUUAAAGUUUGUAAUCGAGGAAACAUUCAGAUUACACCCACCAGCUCCUCUCUUGCUCCCAAGACUAACAAUGUCCGAAAUCAAGAUUCAAGGCUACAGCAUUCCCAAGAACACAAUGAUACAAGUCAACACUUACGCGAUAGGACGUGAUCCAAAAUGUUGGACUAACCCCGAAGAAUUUAUUCCUGAGAGGUUUUUCAAUACAUCCAUCAACUACAAAGGUCAGAAUUUCGAGCUCUUGCCCUUUGGAGCUGGCCGUAGAAGCUGUCCCGGGAUGGCUUUGGGGAUCACCAUUGUCGAGCUAUGCCUUCUUGAUCUUCUUUAUUUCUUCAACUGGGGUUUGCCAGAUGGAAUGAACAUUGAAGACAUUGACAUGGAAGAAGUUGGAACGAUAAACAUCGCCAAGAAAGUCCCUCUUGAGCUCGUACCAACGCUUUAUCACUCGUGA